This is a messenger RNA of Paraglomus brasilianum, 294 nucleotides long. NCBI's taxonomy places the organism in Eukaryota, Fungi, Glomeromycota, Glomeromycetes, Paraglomerales, Paraglomeraceae. The record is from the annotation of a GenBank genome assembly.
AUGAACGUUUCGCCUCCCAUUCUUUCCGGUCUGGCUGACAAAGGAUUUAGGAUUAGUAACUGUGCCCAAUUUAUUAUUGACUUCCCUAUCCCACCGAGCAUCAUAGCAGACCAAGGUGCCCUAAUGGGUCCGGUGCUGCUUACUGCCGGCAUUAGGCCUUUGACACUAGAUAGCAAGUACCGUAGCGAUCUGUGUGCCAGCACCAGUUUUGUGGCUCGGCGAAUGGCCGAGAAGCAUCCGUGCACGUUCCUGUCGGCUGGCUGGAUUAUAGAAGCAACGCAACGAUGUCGUUAA